This is a messenger RNA of Venustampulla echinocandica, 402 nucleotides long. RefSeq lists its product as uncharacterized. The record is from RefSeq and is a predicted model, not a curated record. The coding region runs from base 1 to 402 and encodes 133 amino acids. The transcript is spliced from 2 exons. NCBI's taxonomy places the organism in Eukaryota, Fungi, Ascomycota, Leotiomycetes, Helotiales, Pleuroascaceae.
AUGUCGUCCAAGUCUCAAUCCAGAAGAUCAUCUGCCUCCAAGAUGUCUUCUCAUCGACCGGAGCUCAUGCGGGCGAGUGCAACCGCCCCCUCAUUAGCUACAUCCAACGCAUCUAGACAAGACCUUGCAAGCCUUCAGUCUUCGAGAGCCACAGCAAUUCUCACCAGAGUGGCGGGUUAUUCGGUAUGCCACGAUCAUCCGCAUCAUGGUUCACCAAGCAGCAUCUGCUCGAGCCCCAGCCGGUCACCGGGUAGUUCAUCGAUGGAGGCAAGGAAGGAACCGUACGAGAUUGCAUACAAUAACUCAAGCAAUUAUUUCAGUUUUCCCAGUUUUGAGGAUUUCCAGGAGUAUCAAGAGAGCCAUGACACGAUAGAUGGAAGAGGCGAAAAAGGCGUCCCAUGA